Brachypodium distachyon (stiff brome) is the source of this 1985-nucleotide messenger RNA. Its product is annotated as protein trichome birefringence-like 14. Gene Ontology annotation, molecular function: acetyltransferase activity. Gene Ontology annotation, cellular component: Golgi apparatus. Gene Ontology annotation, biological process: plant-type secondary cell wall biogenesis; xylan biosynthetic process; xyloglucan metabolic process. The record is from RefSeq and is a predicted model, not a curated record. The transcript has 5 exons. NCBI's taxonomy places the organism in Eukaryota, Viridiplantae, Streptophyta, Magnoliopsida, Poales, Poaceae. The coding region runs from base 383 to 1741 and encodes 452 amino acids.
UUGCAAUUUCUCCUUCCGCUCGGAAGGAAAAAAAAAAAUUCCCCUCUUUGUCCCAAUUCCUCAGCAACCUCUAAAGCUCCCGCCGGCCGAUCCAGCGCCCACGCGCCAACCUCAGCCGUCGCCUCCGCCAGCAACCCCACGCGCACCGCUCCCACACCGCCGCCUGCCCGCGGAGAAGAGCGGCACGGCCAGCCAUCCUCCAGCAACCUCCCCAAACGUCCGGAUCGAGCAGCUGGUCCUAGCGGCGGCGGAAUUGUUCUGGACGGCGACGAAAGGCAAGCUGCAGAGGAGGGAGACGAGGAAGGGAAGAGCAGGUUUCUAGUUUUCUACAAUCAUCAGUUGUCCUACCUUUACAUGGAUUGUGCCUAACAGCAAUAAAGGGAUGAGACUGGGGAGCAUAAAUGGACUGCGGUGCAAGCAAUUUAAACUUGUGCUUCUUGCCUUUUUCAUGAUGUUUAUUCUCUGGAAAUGGGAGGAAGGAACAUACUACAAUACUCAAAAUCUCCAUCCAGAUUCAUUGGUUUUGAUUCAUCCAGCUGACUCAAGGUUUGUGGAUCAGCAUACAUCAUCAGAAGAAGACUUCCCAAGUGCAGAUUCAUUCCCGCAGUCAGUAGUUAAAAUAGAAAAGGAAGUUACUGUUGCACCACCACCACUGUCCACAAUUGUUUCUGUUGAUGUGGAAGAUGAAAAGGAAGCAUCGCCCUCUGAGAAGAAAGAAUGUAACCACAGGAAUGGAAGAUGGGUUUCUGACAAGCGCAGACCACUGUAUUCGGGCUUUGGUUGUAAACAAUGGCUUUCUGAGAGCUGGUCCUGCAGAUUAACUCAGCGCCUGGAUUUUGAUUAUGAACAAUUUAGAUGGCAACCUGAAGCUUGUGAGAUGCCAGAGUUUGAGGCCUCUCAGUUCUUAAGGAGAAUGCAGGAUAAAACCAUUGCUUAUGUCGGUGAUUCUUUAGGGAGGCAGAUGUUUCAAUCAAUGAUGUGUAUGGCUACUGCUGGACAAGAGCGGGCAGAUGUGGAAGAUGUUGGUGCAGAGUAUGGAUUUGUCUUGGCACCAGGUGCAAAAAGACCAGAUGGCUGGGCUUACCGGUUCCCGAGUACUAACACAACCAUUUUGUACCAUUGGUCAUCGACACUAUGUGAUUUGGAGCCUCUGAAUCCAUCAGAUCCAGCCACCAGUUACGCUAUGCACCUUGAUCGUCCACCUGCUUUUGUGAGGGAUAACCUACACAGGAUCCAUGUUCUGGUUCUUAACACUGGCCACCACUGGAACCGGGGGAAGCUCAGAGCUAAUAGGUGGGAGAUGUAUCUUGGUGGAGUGCCAAACAACGACAGGAACACUGCUGUCAUCUGGAAGGCCAAAAAUUUCACCAUCCACAGUGUUGUGAGGUGGUUGGAUGAUCAGCUUCCUCACCACCCCCAUCUGAAGGUGUUCUAUAGAUCAAUAUCACCUCGCCAUUUUUUCAAUGGGGAUUGGAAUACCGGGGGGCGCUGCGACAGUACAAGUCCUUUGGCAAAAGGAAGUGGCAUCUUCCAGAAUCAUUCUGACGAUGCUGAUGCAGAGGGUGCGGUGAUGGGAACAAGGGUCAAGCUAUUGGAUAUCACUGCUCUAUCGCGUCUGAGGGACGAAGGGCAUAUAUCACGGUAUAGUAUUAAGGCCACGCAAGGGAUUCAGGACUGCUUGCAUUGGUGUCUUCCUGGUGUACCGGAUACGUGGAACGAGAUCCUUGCAGCCCAGUUAUAGUCAAAGUGGAUGCGUAAAGAGCUAAUUGUCGACCAAUGUAGUCUUGCAUAUACGGUGCUCAAUUAGUAUUUACCGCAGAGCUUUUGUGGUGCUUAACCAUGCACAACAGCAAGUAGCAGCGGAUUCUUUGGGAAGCUAGCAUUCUUGUACCUAUGAGCUUCUUUUUGUAUUGUAAUUGUAACAUCUUGUAAUGUGUCUGAGCUUCAGUUCUCUGAUCUAUCGAUCUGGUUUUCAUAUUGUACUA